This is a messenger RNA of Cotesia congregata, 636 nucleotides long. The record is from the annotation of a GenBank genome assembly. Lineage: Eukaryota; Metazoa; Arthropoda; Insecta; Hymenoptera; Braconidae.
AUGGCGGUUGACGCGCAAGCAGCUGUUGACUUCGGAAAGUUGACUUGCAGAGUGCGCGUCAGUCGCCGCACCUCUGAUGAAAUUGAUUGCGAACUUACCACAUGUUCUGGCGCGAACAUGUGGGAUUACAUUAAGACGUAUAGUUUUGUAUUAAUUAAUAUUUUUUUAAUCAUAAUAAUUUCAAAAUUGGGAGUCGGCAUAGUAGAUUUGAGAAGUACAACUGUUUUUACCGUUACAGUUGUUUACGCUCAGUCUCUCGCUGUCUGUCUUAAAGAAUUGGGACUUCCAGAAUUUGGGGUAUUUAUACCUGAAGCACAAUUUAAUGUAGCUAAAAGAGCCCAAUCUGCGACCGCCAUGGCUACUUCUCUUUUGAUUGUUAUUGCUAACAGCAACUUGAGAGGUGAAAAAUCUAAGACAAAGAAUUCUACUAUCCAGCAUAGCGGUCUUGAUUCUGACAAACUAACGGCAAUACAUGAUGCUGUGGAAAAACUUUUUAAGCGAAGGUACAAUAAGAGUGAAGUAAACCGUGCGAUAAACGUUAAGUGUAGUAGAGUCAGAAGUGAGGAAAAAGAAGCAAAGGCUCAAAAAGGAGCUAAAAAACCAAAAUUAGAUGGAGAAUUUGAUGUCAAGCCGUAG